AUGAAGUUCCUCGUCACGACAGCGACCCUCCUCUUCUCUUUGGUCUCUGCGCAGACUGGUGUGCCUGAUGUCAACAGUCUUGCUGUGCAAAAGCAUCUUCGCUCGCGAUCGGCGUUGAUCUCGUACGAGAAGAGACAGCGACAGGACCACUUUUUCCGUCAAAACCUCUCCUCUGUAGCCCAGAGAGCGGACGCCAUUGUAGCAGCGAUUCGCCAGGAGGAAAUCGACGAGUACUGGCGAGUGCCUGGAACCCCGGAGAAGAAUGAUACCGACGAGAGGUUCGCCGGUGAGGUCUUCCCGAAAGCCCGGCCAUUGAUCAAUGGUACCAAACUCUGGGAAGUGGUCAAGCACAUGCCUAAGGGUGCCCUUUUGCACGCGCACUUGGCUGCCAUGCUUCCCUAUGAGACUCUGCUGGAAACCAUUCUUCACACCGAGGGUAUGGUCUUCUCCGCCUCCCAGGACCUGUCCACCGAGGACAACCGCAAGAAUGCCUCCAUCGAGUUUGCCCAUGUCAAUCAUACCAUUGCGACCAAUGGAUCGUCGAUUUAUUCAAAGGAUUAUGUCCCUAACACGCCAAUCCCCGUAACUGUGGCUGCUAGCACUUUCCCGGGUGGCCAACAGGGUUUCAUUGACUUCAUCAACACCAAGGUGACCAUCUCUCCCGAGCAGUCUGUGCGUCACGAAUUGGGAGUCGAUGAGAUCUGGCGUGUCUUCCAGACAGCCUUCGGUCCCGCCAACACCAUGCUAUCGUACGAGCCCGUUGUCCGGACGUUCUACCAGAAGCUCUUUUCGCGCCUGGCCGAGGACCACAUCAACUGGGUGGAAAUCCGUGCUGGUGGUUCAAGCGGCAAGCUUGUCCAUGAGGGCGAGGAGGACCCCGAUCCGGAUCUGGAUAUCUGGUGGGACGUCCUGUUGGAGGAGCUGGAGAAGUUUCAGAAAACUCCGCAGGGCGCAGAGUUCUGGGGAGCGAGAGUCAUCUGGUCGGACAGCAGAGGCAAGAACCGUGCUUCGCUGACAAAGAGCAUGGGAAUUGCUCUUGAGCGGAAGCGCAGACACCCUCAGCUCUUUUCGGGCUACGAUGUGGUCGCGCAAGAAGACUUGGGUCGUCCUCUCGCCGAGAUGGCACCCGAAUUGAUCUGGUUCCAGCAGCAGGCCGAGGAGUCGAAUCUCACUAUUCCUUUCUUCUUCCACGCCGGCGAAACUCUUGGCGAUGGAAACUCGACCGACCUCAACUUGUUCGACGCGGUCCUCUUCGGCACACGCCGUAUCGGACACGGCUUCUCCCUGUACAAGCACCCGAGGCUAAUUGAUGAGGUGAUCGAGAACGGUAUCAUGGUGGAAGUCUGCCCCAUUUCCAACGAAGUCUUGCGUCUCGCCACCGAUAUCCUCCACCAUCCCCUUCCGGCGAUGAUUGCCCACGGUAUUCCGACGGCUAUCAGCAACGACGACCCGGCGAUCCUCGGCCAGAACGCAGCUGGUCUGAGCUACGACUUCUACCAGACAAUCCAAGCUUUCGAUAACGUCGGUCUGGCUGGCCUGGGAGCACUAGCGCAGAACAGCAUCCGGUGGAGCAACUUCGAAGAUCAGAACGAGGUCGAAUGGGUUCGUGAUAUUGAUUUCGGUGAGAAUGGGGAUGGCAUCAAGGCCAAGCGUUUGCAGCAGUGGAGCGAGAAGUGGGAGGCCUUCUGCGAGUGGGUUGUGAGGGAGUACGGAGACCGUUAUGCCACAGAGGAGCUCUGA
Aspergillus bombycis is the source of this 1740-nucleotide messenger RNA. Its product is annotated as adenosine deaminase family protein. Gene Ontology annotation, molecular function: adenosine deaminase activity. Bases 1 to 1740 code for a protein of 579 amino acids. Lineage: Eukaryota; Fungi; Ascomycota; Eurotiomycetes; Eurotiales; Aspergillaceae. Gene Ontology annotation, biological process: adenosine catabolic process; inosine biosynthetic process. The transcript has 5 exons. The record is from RefSeq and is a predicted model, not a curated record.